Messenger RNA from Phyllotreta striolata, 873 nucleotides. The record is from the annotation of a GenBank genome assembly. Lineage: Eukaryota; Metazoa; Arthropoda; Insecta; Coleoptera; Chrysomelidae.
UCGUUCUUUCUGUUAGAAGUUUGUGAAGCUUAUGGCCAAUUAAAUCACACGAUUCGAGUUGGCUUUUGGCUUUGUAAACAAUCCAGUGGAAAUUUACAACGUAUUGUAAUUUAUUCUUACUGUGAUUAUUUGUGCAAAUAAGCAUAAACGAGGAUUGUGAGAUUUGUUGAUUUUUAAUAAAAUAAUCCGAAUUAGUAUACUGUGCUACCAUCUUUGGAGAAGUAUUGAAAAUGAUGAAUUCUUUUAGAUUUAGAUCAAUAUUCACGAUGUCGAACAUUAAAGAAAUCAAAGCAGCAGUAAGAGAUGAAAUUUCGAAAAAAGUAGCGAAUUUAUCGGCCGAAGAAAGAAACAGGCAAUCGGAAAUUGUCAAACGAAAGUUAUUCGAUUUACCGGCAUUCAAGAAUGCCAAGCAUGUUUCUAUCUACUUGAGUCUCGACACAGAAAUAAACACUGAACCUAUUUUAAGGAAGCUCUUUGAAGAUGGAAAAAGGUGCUUUGUUCCCAGAUAUCGCAAAGCUGGAAUGGAAAUGGUAGAAUUACAUUCCAUGGAUGACUGGAAUACUCUACCAGUAACUAAGUGGAAUAUCAAACAACCUUCAUUUAAAGAUCAAAGAGCUGAUGCUUUGGAUUUAGGUCUAGAUUUGAUAAUAGUACCGGGAGUCGCUUUCAGUCCCACUGGCAACAGAUUAGGCCACGGAGCCGGUUACUACGACAAGUAUUUGUCCAAAAUAAGCAAACAAUUCGAUAAAUUUCCCAUCUUGAUUGCUCCUGCGUUCAAAGAGCAAGUUAUCGACAACGUACCAACCGAAGAGACUGAUCACAAAAUCGAUGUAAUUUUACACGCCGAUUAAAAGCAUAAAAUAAUAAAUUUUU